Molecule: messenger RNA, 825 nt
Organism: Besnoitia besnoiti
Lineage: Eukaryota; Apicomplexa; Conoidasida; Eucoccidiorida; Sarcocystidae
Product: SAC3/GANP family protein
Exons: 2
Coding region: 1-825 (274 amino acids)
Biological process (GO): regulation of translational initiation
Cellular component (GO): cytoplasm; eukaryotic translation initiation factor 3 complex
Molecular function (GO): ribosome binding; translation initiation factor activity
Source: RefSeq, a predicted model, not a curated record
AUGUCGGGUGCGACAGCUGCGACGACGCCGCCUCUGUCGGCGCAGGUUCAGGCCCUGCUGCAGUCUCCCGAGCUGCGGUACGACCCCUCUUCGCUGACUGUCUUGUGUCAAUACACUGAAGAACAGGUGGCGAAGAACACCUACGACCAGGAAGCGUGCCUCGCAGUCCUCAAACUGUACCUCCUCUAUCCGCAGUGCUUCUCCGCGGACCUCGCGCGAAAAAUCCUCGUCAAAGGCAUCAUGAACCUCCCCAACGAAGACUGCGCGGUCUUCGUGGGCAUGCUCCAGCAACAGUCCGACAAGAAGGAGUGGAAGAAGGUUCAGGAAGCCAUCCAGCUCUGGGAAAUGCUCGAAAAAUGCAGCUUCAAGCAGGUCUGGGAGUUUCUGAAGGAGGCCUCGAUGGCGGACGUCGCGGCGACACCUGGGCUGACAGACGCGAUUCGGCGCUUCGUUUGCGACGUGGUCGCGCUGACGUACGCGUCCGUGUCUCUGAACGAGCUCUGCGCCUUCCUGAACUUGGCGCCGGGCUCGCACGAGGCGGAGCGAAUUUUGAAGACGCUUGGUUGGACUGUCGAGGAGGUCUACGUGCCCGCGAAGGAGGCGGGAAAGCCGAAGGAAGCCGUCAAAGUCGUUCGCGUCGUCGGCCUCGCUGCGGCGGCGGCGACCGCCAUCAAGGAGGGCGAGAGCGAGCGCAGCCGCGCGCAGGCCCGCGACGGGAAGGGCGCCGCCGCGACCGCCGGUCAGGCGCUCGCCGUCCGGAAGACUGUCGAAAAGUACAUGGUGCCGGAGAACCUCAAAGCCUGCAUGGCGACACUCCUCAAGUGA